UAUUCAAUAUCCAACAGACAACAUCUAAACAAAUGAUAAAAUAUACAAAUAAAUAUUCAAUCAGUGAACAUUGAACAACACUGUAAUUCAUUAAUGACCGUAUUAAACUAUCUAUCUAUCUAUGUAUAUAUAUCAUAUAAUUUUAGCCAUACCUCAUACAAUAAUCUAUUCAAUUUCUCUUCCAGAUUAGCUUUCUGUUUGACAUGAUUGUAAUAAAGUACAUUCAUAUGGCUUCUUAUUUCAACUUUUGAUAUUUUUCACACCUUUGACAAUUGUUGUACAAUAGUGUUCGAAUCGACUAGCCAUAUUUAGUUAUAUAGGAUAAUUAUUGAUAGGAUUUAAAUCAAAUCUAGGUACAUGGAGGACAGUUGACAGACUCGAUCGAAGUAAAGACAGGUGUCAGGCAAGGUUGCUCAUUCUCACUCUUGCUCUUUCACCUGGUGAUGACGUCAUCAUCUGGGGGCAAGCAUGGGAUACAGUGGAAAGCUAGGAUGCAGCUGCACGAACUAGACUUCACAGAUGAUAUAGCUCUUCUAUCUCACACGCAACAACAAAUGAAGGAUAAGAUAACCAGUGUAGCAGAAGUCUCAGCAUCAGUAGGUCUCAAUAUACACCAGGGGAAAUGUAAGAUUCUCCGAUACAACAAACCAUGCAACAAUCGAAUCACACUUGACGAAGAAGAUUUGGAAGAUGUAAAAACCUUUACAUAUCUGGGCAAUAUCAUUGAUGAACACUGUGGAUCCAAUGCAGCUGUGAAGGCGCGGAUCGGCAAGGCAAGAGCAGCAUAUCUACAUUUGAAGAACAUCUGGAACUCAAAACAACUGUCAACCAACACCAAUGUCAGAAUUUUCAGUACAAAUGUCAAGACAGUUCUACUGUACUGUGCGGAAACUUGGAGAACUACGAAAGCCAUUAGCCACAAGAUACAAGUGUUUAUUAACAGUUAUCUAUGCAAAAUACUUCGGAUCCGUUGGCCAAGCACUAUUAGCAACAACCUAUUGUGGGAGAGAACAAGCCAGAUCCCAGUGGAGGAAAAAAUCAAGAAGAAGAGCUGGAAAUGAAUAGGACACACAUUGAGGGAAGCAUCCACUUGCGUUUAAAGGCAAGCCCUCACUCGGAAUCCUCAAGGCCGAAGAAGGAGAGGAAGACGAAUGAACACAUUACGCUGAGAAACGGAGACAGACAUGAGAAGAAUGAACAACAAUUGGAUAAAACUAGAAAAGAAGGUCCAGGACAUAAUGGGUUGGAGAAUGCUGGUCGGCGACAUAUACUCCAGUGGAAGUAACAGACGUAAUUAUAAAGUAAAAUAUGUCUCUGACUACAUGGUUUACUGUACUUUCUGGAUGAUAUCAAUGUGUUGAUAAAUUUUCUAUGUUACUCUGCUAACAAUAUAUAAACUAAAAACUUUUUGAAAUGAUAUUUAACUUACAGAAAUUCCAAUACGAGUCUAAUACAAA
Schistosoma intercalatum is the source of this 1457-nucleotide messenger RNA. The record is from the annotation of a GenBank genome assembly. Lineage: Eukaryota; Metazoa; Platyhelminthes; Trematoda; Strigeidida; Schistosomatidae.